Messenger RNA from Prionailurus viverrinus (fishing cat), 2824 nucleotides. RefSeq names its product forkhead box P3 (gene FOXP3). Gene Ontology annotation, biological process: regulation of transcription by RNA polymerase II. Gene Ontology annotation, cellular component: nucleus. The record is from RefSeq and is a predicted model, not a curated record. The transcript is spliced from 12 exons. NCBI's taxonomy places the organism in Eukaryota, Metazoa, Chordata, Mammalia, Carnivora, Felidae. The coding region runs from base 642 to 1934 and encodes 430 amino acids. Gene Ontology annotation, molecular function: RNA polymerase II cis-regulatory region sequence-specific DNA binding; DNA-binding transcription repressor activity, RNA polymerase II-specific.
AGGAGUUGGAGUAGACAUUGGAUGACAGAACCCUGGGCCAUGCAGGGCGCUGAGGAACUGGGGGCUGGGAUCCUCAGCCACAGCCUAUCAGUAGAAGCCCCUGGGGCCUGGUCUCCCCUGUUAACCAUUGGUUAGAGGGGGUCACUGCUGAAGUAAGGAAAUGCAGCUACCAAUACUUGGACAACCAUAAAACCUCACAAGCUUCAAGCCCACAGAAGAAUCUCCAAAUCUCAGAACUUCGCUGUCACUGCAUCCUAGAAUUUAAAACCCAAGACUUUUGGGCUCAAGGAAACCUGGGGAUUUUUAAGCCCGGCACCUUAAGAAGGCAGAGCCCCCACUUGCCAGCUCUGUCAUCUUGGGCAAGUUGCUCAACUACUCGGCACCUCCGUUUUCCCCAUCUGUAGGAUGGCUGUGAUGACAAGAUGGACCGCAACAGGCUGCAGUGAGGACUGAAUGUGAUCAUUUGUGAGAAUCAUUCAGCACUAUGUCUGGCACCUGGAAAACUGGAGAUCAGUGUCAGCUAUGGGGAUGAUGGUGGUAAUCUAGAAUCCUAAAACCUUGGAAGCUGGGAUUUGUCGAAGUAGAAAAUUGCAAAGGCUGAGGACCUCAGAAGCAUCAGCCUGCCCUCGGACAAGGACCCAAUGCCCAACCCCAGGCCAGCCAAGCCCUCGGCCCCUUCCUUGGCACUUGGCCCAUCCCCAGGAGCCUCACCCAGCUGGAGGGCUGGACCCAAGACUUCAGACCCGCUGGGGGCCAAGGGCCCAGGGGCAACCUUCCAGGGCCGGGACCUCCGAGGCGGGGCCCAUGCCUCCUCCUCUUUGAACCCCAUGCCACCAUCACAGCUGCAGCUGCCUACAGUGCCCCUAGUCAUGGUGGCACCCUCUGGGACACGGCUGGGCCCCUCGCCCCACUUGCAGGCACUCCUCCAGGACAGGCCACACUUCAUGCACCAGCUCUCAACGGUGGAUACCCAUGCUCGGACCCCUGUGCUGCAGGUGCGCCCACUGGACAGCCCAGCUAUGAUCAGCCUCCCACCACCCACUGCUGCCACUGGUGUCUUCUCCCUCAAGGCCCGGCCCGGCCUGCCACCUGGAAUCAACGUGGCCAGCCUGGAAUGGGUGUCCAGGGAGCCGGCACUGCUCUGCACCUUCCCAAGCCCCAGCACACCCCGGAAAGACAGCACCCUUUCAACCGUGCCCCAGGGCUCCUAUUCACUGCUGGCAAAUGGUGUCUGCAAGUGGCCUGGAUGUGAGAAGGUCUUCGAGGAGCCAGAGGAUUUCCUCAAGCACUGCCAGGCGGACCAUCUCCUGGAUGAGAAGGGCAGGGCACAGUGUCUCCUCCAGAGGGAAGUGGUGCAGUCUUUGGAACAGCAGCUGGUGCUGGAGAAGGAGAAGCUGGGUGCUAUGCAGGCCCACCUGGCUGGGAAGAUGGCUCUGACCAAAGCUCCAACCACGGCGUCAUCCGACAAGGGCUCCUGCUGCAUCAUGGCCACUGGCACCCCAGCCGCCACUGGCCCAGCCUGGCCCAGCCCCCAGGAGGCCCCCGACGGCCUGUUUGCUGUGCGGAGGCACCUCUGGGGCAGCCAUGGAAAUAGCACAUUCCCAGAGUUCUUCCACAACAUGGAUUACUUCAAGUUCCACGACAUGCGGCCACCCUUCACCUAUGCCACCCUCAUCCGCUGGGCCAUCCUGGAGGCUCCUGAGAAGCAGCGGACCCUCAACGAGAUCUACCACUGGUUCACACGCAUGUUUGCCUUCUUCAGAAACCACCCCGCCACCUGGAAGAAUGCCAUCCGCCACAACCUGAGCCUACACAAAUGCUUUGUGCGGGUGGAGAGUGAGAAGGGGGCCGUGUGGACCGUGGAUGAAUUCGAGUUCCGCAAGAAGAGGAGCCAGAGGCCCAGCAGGUGUUCCAACCCCACACCUGGCCCCUAAUCUCAAGACCAAGGAAAGGAGGAAGGAAGGACAGGGGCCGAAACGGGGGACGGGGUGGGGGUGGUGGAAGUGGCCUGGGGCAGGGGUGGCAGGCCCCAGAUGUGCCCACAGGGACCAAGAAGUGAGGGGUGCACAGUCUUGCCUGCCAGGGACCCUGAUCCUCAGCUGACUACCCUCCUAGAUCAUAUGCUCUGCACCAAGGCUGCUCACAGAGGCCUGGCUUCCUACAAGCUCUUUAGCCAAACUGAGCCUUUGCAACCAACCACACACAUGGCCUGCCUCAGUCACUCUCCCAGAUGACCCUGGGGGCUCAAAAAGACACACAGGCAGUCACAGUCCUGUCCCUCGGAUGCAAUACAAGCACCAAAACACAAAGAGCCUGCCACAGCACACCCAGGCAACCUCAAAUCUGCAAUCACGCAGACGAUCGCACCUGAGCACAGUUCUGUCAGCCCACAUACCCCAAAGCACACACCCACAACCAUCCUCCAGGCCCAUAGGUACAGGGCCACACGGGGUGUGCCCAAGCAGCCUUGGUAGCUUCAGGAUCUCAGGACCCAAAGAACCACACAGACACAUACCAGUCACACACAUCCUCCAGCAGCUCCCAACAAAUCCUCUUGGUCACACAGCCCAUCAGAACACACCUGUGCAUCUCACGUGUGCGCACACCCACACAGCGCCACAGUGGAUUUCCUGAGUCCCACAUGGGCUUUCACAGCCACACACACACUGAAUUACCAAAUAUACCCCAUGCCUCUCCUGUCACCCACCCCACCUCCCCCGUUCUGUGCCUUACGUCCCCAUCCAUGCCUCAGCUUAGACUGCAGUCAGAGCCCCUCAUUUAUUCAGGAUCCAAGGCCCUAACCCCAAUAAACUGUAGCCAAAUU